AUUCAAGAAAAAUGGCGUCGUCCAUGUCUUCUUCAACUGAAAAUAGCACUUCCUACUGGAUCAAGUUUUUCACUGAUGCGGGUGUCCCUCCAGGAGACUCAGCGAACUAUGCAGUUGCGUUCAAUGAUAAUCGCAUUCAGAGGGACAUGCUCCUGGACCUGUCCAAGGAAUACCUGCUUGACAUGGGCAUCAGUCGCCUUGGUGACGUCAUCGCCAUCCUCAAACAUGCCAAGGCUGUCCACACACAGGAUGCUCGUGAUAAGGUCCUGAAGAAUGCAAGUCCAGCUGUCACGCAAAGUACUUCCAACAACAGUCCAUCUCAGCCCCGCAGAUCUACAGCUGCCGCUAGGAUGGUUGGCCACUACUUGGGCAAGGACCCUGAAGCAGCACCCAUGAAGAACAUACCAACUCCCAAACCUGAAGUGUCAGAUUCUUUGUCCAAGAGGUCGUCAGUGUUUGAGCGUCUUGGUGUGGAUUCACCGCAGCAAGUCACAGUGACGGGACUGGGGAAUGUGGUUCUCAAGAGUGCCUCACCAUCUGGUUCAGUGUUUAAUCGUCUGGGAGACAAAUCAACAGUCAAGAGGCCAGCAUCGUCGACGUCAGUAUUGGGUGAAGACGAAGAUGACAGUGAUGAUGUCAUCGAAUCCGUGCUGGAAUAUGCUGGAGUACUCAAGUCGCCUCCUAAGAAGGUCAAGGUCACAUCGAUGUCCAAGAAGGCAGCUGCAUUGUCAGCAGCAGCCCGCAAACUGGCUGUCCGGAAGAAAAUCACGAUCCAGACAGCUGAGGUGACAACAACGUCACCAGCAUCAGCCUCAACAGCCGGGAUUCUAUCACGAGAUUAUGUUGCGGAAAAUCUGUCCAUUAAACAACGACUGGGGAAGAAGGUGCAGACAGAAAUUGCAAGCAGUACAACCACUUCGUCCUCAACCACCUCCCCGGUAACUCCGUCGGUGACGGUACGACUUGGCCCUCAGAAAGCCACAGUGACAAGCAGCAGUGGACUUACUUCUCACGGAAUCAAGUCUCGCCUCGGCCCCAAGACUGGUGAAGACACACCAGUGAAGCAGCCUGUGACCAUUUCCUCCACCCCGACAGUUGUCCGGACCGGGAUCUUCGGCCGCCUGGGGAGAAAGCACACCACACCGUGACUACAGUGUGCAGUGACUGAAAGGACCCUGGGACUGUCAUGGACUUUACAAUGUGAUCUACUAGACUGGCAACUCAAGUGAUGGCCUUCUGUGUGGGCGAGGUAGCCUUGCCCCUGUGUCGCCUGCCUGUGCUGAGUGGGGCGUGACCUCUGUGGUAAUACAUAGUGAGGCAGCUGGUGUCUGGAGAGCAAUGGGUGCCGUCCUGAUAGCCACCACUCUCCGUCCAUGUUGAUGGUGCUCGACGUCAGAAGCCCACUGUUGUAAGUGUACUGGUCAACAUGAACUGCCUCGCAGUGGCCUAGUGAUAGAGAAUUUGCUAAUAUGUGUGACAAGGAAGCAUGAAUGAUUUCACCUGUGUGAGCCGUGGGGAAAGAGGUCGAGGGAGGGACAGGUUAUGUAGGAUGAAUGAUUUCACCUGUGUGAGGGGAGGGGGAAGGAAAUAGAUCGAGGGAGAGACAGGUAAGGUAGUAUGAAUGAUUUCACCUGUGUGAACCAAAGGGAAAGAGGUUGAGGGAGAGACAGGUAAGGUAGGAUGAAUGAUUUCACCUGUGUGAGGGGAGGGGUUGGUAAGGAAGAAUAAUCGCACGUGUGUGUGUGGUGAGGGGUUAGGAAGGGAGAAUGAUCUCGUGUGUGGGGAGGGGUUAGUAAGGAAGAAUGAUCUCACGUGUGUGUGUGUGUGU
Molecule: messenger RNA, 1828 nt
Organism: Haliotis rufescens (red abalone)
Lineage: Eukaryota; Metazoa; Mollusca; Gastropoda; Lepetellida; Haliotidae
Exons: 8
Coding region: 12-1148 (378 amino acids)
Cellular component (GO): nucleus
Molecular function (GO): protein binding
Source: RefSeq, a predicted model, not a curated record